AUGGAUCCCGUCACGGCCAUCAGCAUUGCCGGCAACGUGCUGGCCUUCAUUGACCUUUCGUACAAAGUCAUUUCUGGAGUCAAUGAGGUACUCUCAACGGCGAGUGGCAUGACCCCUGAAAACGAACACCUCGGGGUUUUGGUACAGGACUUGAAUUUGAUCACACGGAACUUGGUCACAGAUGCGCCUGCCCGGACCGAAAACGAAAAGCAGCUCUGCGCCUUGGCCGCGAACUGUCAUGAAUUAUCAGGCGAGCUCUACCAGCUCCUUCGCCGAUUGAGAGUGGGGGAUUCGAAAUCGAAAUGGGAGGGCCUAAGGGUGAAAUGGCAAAGUCUCCGGAAGGAAAAGGAGAUCGAUUCAAUCGAGCGAAAGCUGAAUGGGUACCAAUCGCAGAUUUUACUCCGACUGCAAGUCAUGUUUAGUCAGAAAGCGAAUGAUCAAAAUUCUUUCAUCAAUGGCCAGUUGGAGGCCCUUCGGAGCGAGGGCCAAGCGCUUCAAAACAUCACAACGACCCAGCUAGAUGGAUUGUACCAGACUAUUUCGACGCUGGUGGAUAGACUUCAGUCGACUGCGGCGCAAGAUGAUUCGGACAGGUCCGAAAAGGAACCGCUCACCAAGCUGAGCGAUUCACUAUUCAAGUUUCGGUCCAUGACGUCUACAAUGUCGCGGGAAAACAAGAUCUUGGAAUGUCUAGCCUUCCCAUCCAUGUUCAAUCGCGAAGACCGCAUUGAAAAUGCCGAAAGCGGCACCUUUGCGUGGAUAGUUGACGAGAAAUUUCAAUCAACCGACGAACAAAAUGACUCUUCUGCCAAGCCCGGCGAAAAUCACGAGGAACAAAAGGCAAAAGUACAAUAUCAGACCGAGAAGGCAAGGCAAGCGGUCCGGCGCGAGUCUACUCGAGAGCAGUUUCUUACUUGGCUCAACGUUGGCCGCCACAUUUUCCAUAUAUCAGGUAAAGCAGGUUCCGGGAAAUCGACCAUGAUGAAAUUUCUAUCGCACUCUUCUCAAGUUAAGAAAGGACUAGAAAGCUGGGCUGGAGGUAGAUUUUUGGUCUUUGUUCGGUUCUUCUUCUGGAAUUCAGGCGAUGCGAGACAGAUGUCGCUUGAGGGCCUGUACCGAACUCUGCUGUUUGAAACUUGCAGGCAAGUGCCCGACUUGAUUCCUCUACUUUUCCCCGAGCUUUGGGGGUCUCCAGCUGCUACGGCUGCCCCGAUACGCUUUGAUGAAGUUAAGGCUGCGUUUGAUCGUCUGAUCCAGGAGGCAAGCUCGUCAGAAAGAUAUUUCUGCUUUUUCAUUGAUGGUCUAGAUGAGUUUGAGGGCGAUGAGGUCGACCACUGGUGUCUUGCCCGAGAUCUUCAAUCUUGGACAGAACGAGCCGAGAAUAUCAAGCUUUGCGUCAGUAGUCGCCCGCAUGUUCCCUUUGUUCAAUCGUUUGCGAAUAAAUUGAAUCAUCAAGUGAGCAUCCAUGACCUCACGCGAGAGGAUAUUUAUAAGUUCACCGCCGCCAUGUUUGAGAAAGACCCCAAUUUCCACCGCAUCAAGGACUCGUAUGAGGAUUUGGUUGUUGAGGUUGUGAACAUUUCUGAUGGGGUAUUUCUCUGGGCACGACUGGUUGUACGCUCGCUGUUGAAAGGUAUAGGAUACCAAAGUAGCGAGAAAGACUUGAAAAGAAAACUUCAAACGAUGCCCAAGGGACUGGAUGAGCUCUUUGAUCGGAUCCUUGGUUCCAUUGAUCAAGACGACCAGCUACUCUCGGACCAACUGUUCCUGUUGACGACUCCCAACUUUUGUCGAUGGCAGCCAACCGCCCGGAAUGCGAUCGCGUACUCCUGGCUCGGGGACUUGGACGACCCGGGUUUCCCUUACGAACGACCGAUGCAAUCAUACACUAUGGCUGAGAUCGAUGAGCGGCUUGAGCAGGUCUCGUGCACGUUGGAUCGCCUUUCUCGCGGUCUGCUCGAGUUGUCCCGAAAACGCCCCCGAGAACAAGAUGGGCAUGAUUAUUUUACUUAUGAAGUGCAAUUUCUCCAUCGCAGCGCCCGUGAUUAUAUUGUGAAUACGCGGGAGGCACAAAUGCGAGCUCGGCUACCUGAGUUUGAUGUCUGCUCCGCGAUCUUUCGACUGUUGCUUGCAGAGUUCAAAUUCGCGCUUCCUACUAAGCAUGAUGCUAAGCCUCGAACCUGGGCGGUUACGAGUGAAGGUGGUCCUUUGAGAAGGGCCCUUCAUAUUUUAUUCACCACGAUGAAUGCCGCAAAAAAGCAUUACCAAUAUGAUAUACCCUCUCGUAUUCUCGAUGAGGCCUAUCAUAUUGUUCGGCAUCACUCGCAAGCGACAGAUUCAACCCAGGUUCUCUCUGGAAAUUCGGACUCAGAGCUCAAGGGCUAUAUAUUUGGAUCAAAUUUGCAGCGCCUCGGCGAAGAGUGGCUCAUGCGAAGGGCAUCGGACCAUUCACCCAAUUUUCUUUGCGAGGUUGUGUCUCGCAAUGUCCAACGCUGGCUUUCUCCUGAUCUCAUGAGCCACUUACGGAAACAGAGCUUGCAUUCUGGUCCAAAUCUACUCCUUGUAGCGUCUGUUUAUUGUGAGGACUUGGAAUUUGUGCAGGGCCUUCUGCACGAAGGACGGUCACCCCGAGAGAUGGUUUCCAUGGAGCCAAUCCGUCCCUUGGACAAAAGCGAUUUCGAGAAAAUUACAACCAUGAUUCCAGCCCCGCAGGCUACCGUGUCUGUAUGGAUGAUAUUUCUGUAUUCUUUUGUGGAAGGAUAUAUAUUGAGCGGUUGCACCAGCCUCAGCAAUCGAUGCCUCGAGGAGUUCUUGCAGUACGAGGUCGAUCGCGACAUAAUGUUUGUUGUGAGAAUUCCUGCCUUGUCCCGCAAACCGAAGGAAGCAGUGGAUGAUGUCUUUCCUUUCGGGGAUACCGACGAGGGAUCGGAUGAACGAGUGGCAUUUGACUUGCUUGAAGUCCUGGAACUGGCGGAUCCAUCCAACCUCGAAGCUCUUCGUAUACUUCUUUCGAACCAGGCCUCCCAAGAAGACCGACCGGAGGUAAAACCCAUUUCUGGGCCCUCAAUCACCCACCAACGAGGCUCUCUAGCCAAGGCUCUUGACGCCAUCGAGGCCGCGGGUAGGAAGAGUCCUCAUUUUGGAUUUGGACCGGCUCUUCGCCUGGAGAGUGUCAUUUGCCCAUCCGAGCGCUUGGACAUGCCCUUUGCUUUCCGGAUUACCUGA
Penicillium macrosclerotiorum is the source of this 3225-nucleotide messenger RNA. RefSeq lists its product as uncharacterized. NCBI's taxonomy places the organism in Eukaryota, Fungi, Ascomycota, Eurotiomycetes, Eurotiales, Aspergillaceae. The record is from RefSeq and is a predicted model, not a curated record. The transcript has 2 exons. Bases 1 to 3225 code for a protein of 1074 amino acids.